GUUUGGCAAACCCCAAGCCGAAACAGGUCUCCUACUAUCACAUUUCAGCCAUGUUGAUAUCAAAGCGACGCUUGGCUUCUUAAUUCUCUACCCUAGAGAUCUUUAUUUAGCUGCCUGCUGAUGGUAUUAUCCUAGUCCCGAUCCUAUUAGAAAGGUCCGUGGGAGCUCUACAGGAACAUCCUCUACGAAGUUACCUACAGACGUUUCACAUAGCAAGAGACAGCUGUAUUUUGAUACAUGGCUUGCGCCUACGCAGAUGAAGAUGCAAUACCAAAUGGCUGGAGGACUCGACAGCCAGGCUUCGCCAUCUGGUUCAUGAUCGCCAUCCCUCGUUUCCUGCUGGUUUCUUUUUUCUACAGCAUUUACUACAUCCCAAGCUCUCUACGUCAGAAUAGGAAAUGGACAUACCGCCAAGCUCUUUCAACGCAGCUCUUUAAAUUCGCCUUUCGCAUUAUGACCGAGUUGGGAUACUCACAGACUCUGACCUUCGAACCAGGAAAGCUUGGUAACAGAUGGGUUUUCAUUGACCCAGCUGAGUCGGACGUGUAUCCUCGUCCGUUUCUGAGCGACAAAGUACAGCCACAGAGAAUUGCUGGGACGUGGUACCCGGACACCCCCUUCAAGGACCAGUCUGCUUCGAAUUUGGACGAUGACAGCAGUCUUGUAAUCCUGUCCUUCCACUCAGGAUCCUUUCUCUGGUUUACAGGACGACCGGAGGAUUCCGGCUUCGUCGCCAACUUGCUCAACAGAAAGCUGGGUAACACCACCCGGUCCCUAUGGGUGCAGUAUCGGCUUGCCGGUGGUCGCGAUAAUCCAACGCCCUAUCCAGGCCCCAUGCAGGAUGCAAUAACAGCAUACGUCUACCUUGUCAAAACACUAGGUAUCUCACCUCGACGCAUCGUACUCGCGGGAGAUUCUUCUGGAUCUACUGUAGUGGUGGCUCUCUUGCGCUGCCUCGCAGAGGAUGCAGACAACAAAAUUCUCGCCGAUCUCCCACCACCAAAGGCCUGUCUCAUUUUCUCGCCCUCUGUCGAAUAUAGCUUAGAGGGUGAUUCGCGUGCAAUAAAUGAGAACCGAAACUGUCAGACUGACUAUUGCGAUGCACCGAUGAUGGCUUGGGGUGCUCGCGUGAUUGCACCGCCGGACCAGAUACGUCUGGAUGACCCUUACUUGUCACCGGCCUUGCACCCGUUCGCUACUCCCGUGCCAAUCUUCGUACAGGCGGGAGGCGCGGAGGUGUUGUGUGAUAGUAUCAGGGGAUUCGCAGAGAAGAUGCGUGCGAUCCCAGGAAAUCGGAUCGAGUAUUUAGAGGUCCCGGACGUGCCACACGAUAUCUACGCUGCUGGUAACAUACUUGGAUGGUUGAAGGAGCAGGAGGAGAUCAUUGAUGCCGCAGCUACCUUCGUUUCUCAGUUUUGAUUUGUCUGUGGUUGUUCUCGGAGGCCGGGAUGUGUAUUUAUGUACGCAGAAGA
Messenger RNA from Paecilomyces variotii, 1472 nucleotides. Its product is annotated as Alpha/Beta hydrolase protein. Gene Ontology annotation, molecular function: hydrolase activity. Lineage: Eukaryota; Fungi; Ascomycota; Eurotiomycetes; Eurotiales; Thermoascaceae. The coding region runs from base 238 to 1419 and encodes 393 amino acids. The record is from RefSeq and is a predicted model, not a curated record. The transcript has a single exon.